AGGAACAUGACAAGUGUGUGAGCAAAAAUUGUCAAUAAUUGUUCAACCUAAAUUAAAAAAAGUUUCCACAGUACAAGUCUUGGAUCCACCAAAACAAGAUGAUUCGUUUGGUUCUAGUUUCUUCUUUCGUUGUGAUCUUGGGCUUCUACCAAGCUAAAGGUGCACCAAAUGGCCUCCUACUCAAGAACGACGAGGCCCGUGCUCCCUACCGAUCAAUUGAAGAAAAAGGGGCAGAUUUAGCUGCUGGGAGACUCGUUGAAGGGAAAUUUGGUGGGGUAGAAGCUCUUGUGACUGACUAUCCUCAAAUAGCAGUUGGGGUGGCCCUCAUCUGCGGGCUUGGGGUAGUAUUGGAGAAACUUGGGCGGGACCUUGCACUUUAUAGCAGUGGACCAGAAAAAAAAUAUCAAAGUUGGUAAGUGAACUGUGUAUCAGUCAUAAACGUAAAAAGAAGAAUAAUAAUGAAAUGGUGCCUUCUAGUGUGAAACCCUAUAACAUUAAAUAGUG
Macrosteles quadrilineatus (aster leafhopper) is the source of this 504-nucleotide messenger RNA. RefSeq lists its product as uncharacterized. Bases 99 to 416 code for a protein of 105 amino acids. Lineage: Eukaryota; Metazoa; Arthropoda; Insecta; Hemiptera; Cicadellidae. The transcript has 3 exons. The record is from RefSeq and is a predicted model, not a curated record.